This is a messenger RNA of Toxotes jaculatrix (banded archerfish), 1684 nucleotides long. Its product is annotated as basic helix-loop-helix transcription factor scleraxis-like. Lineage: Eukaryota; Metazoa; Chordata; Actinopteri; Toxotidae. The transcript is spliced from 3 exons. The coding region runs from base 601 to 1251 and encodes 216 amino acids. Gene Ontology annotation, biological process: regulation of transcription by RNA polymerase II; developmental process. The record is from RefSeq and is a predicted model, not a curated record. Gene Ontology annotation, molecular function: DNA-binding transcription factor activity, RNA polymerase II-specific; RNA polymerase II transcription regulatory region sequence-specific DNA binding; protein dimerization activity.
GUGGAGCAAAGAGGCAGAGAGGGAGAAGGGCGAGAGAGAGAGAGAGACCAGUAGAGAGCAAGAGAGAGUCAAACUGCUGCCACAGACUGGGAGUAGUUUUUGCAACUGGGACUGAAGCAGACAAAUAUAGAAACAAAGGACAAAGAAAGAGGUUCAGAGAAGAAAAAGAGGACAAAUCAACAACCGCUAGACUUUCAGCAUGCCAUUAUAAGUGUGCUUUCUGUCAAAGGAUUAACUGAGAGAGGAACUGACUUUUGGGAUGUGAAGUGUUUUUGUAUAGACCAAGAGAGAAAAACAAGAAGGACCUGGAACCGACAGCCACCUGUGACCCAGCAGCUCCGGGUUUAAGUCACUCUUGAUUGCCGACUUAGGAUCAACUUGCUAAUCUUUUAAACCAAGACUAACUCAGCCUUGUUAGGGAAACAUCUGACUUGCCUGGCUUAACAAAUUUUUUUGUGGAGAAGAGAAUUUGGGGUUAAAGUGACAUUUUUAGGGGAGGACACCUUUAGGGAGCAGCAUCAACAGACACAAGGUUAACCUCAACUAGUGGAAGACUUGCAAGGAACGAUCGGUAGCUGUCAGACUACUGUUGCGAACAAGAUGACAUUUGCCAUGCUGCGCACAGCGCCUCCCGCAGGCCGCUUCUUAUACGGCGAUAUCGCACUCCUCUCUGAAGACGAUGAUGAUAACGGGAGCGAGGGGUCUGGCUCUGAGGAGCGUACCACCAACUCCUCCAACUCCACUGCCUUCCGGCUGUCCUCCUCGUCCCCGUCUGCUUUUCACAUCAAGGUGAACAGGAAGAGGAAGCUGUGUGGGGGCGGAGGGGGCGGAGUGGUAGGGGGCAUGAUGGGGAGGCUCGGCCCCCCGGGCUCGGCCCCCGUUGGGGAGGUUCGCCAGAGGACCGCAGCCAACGCGCGGGAGAGAGAUCGCACCAAUUCUGUCAACACAGCAUUCACAGCGCUGCGCACACUCAUCCCCACCGAGCCUGCAGACAGGAAACUGUCGAAGAUCGAGACGCUACGUUUGGCCAGCAGCUACAUCAGUCAUCUGGGGAACGUCUUGCUCCUGGGUGAGGGGCUUCAUGAUGGACAGCCGUGCCACGCUCCCUCACCCCCGUUCUUCCAUGUUAACUCCUCCCCCAGCCGAGGAUCUGACCAAUCAACUCAGCCCAAGCACAUCUGUACUUUCUGCCUCAGCAACCAGAGGAAAAUGAACAAAGACAGAGACAGGAAGACGGCCAUCAGAAGCUAACAGUGAGGACACACGCCACGUGGAUAAAAUGCUUGUCACUUUGACAGCGCUUUCAGUGAUUUUACAGUGACUGCAACUUGAAGAUUUACAGACUUGUGAUGCAUUUCAAGGACUUUUUAAGGACUUCUAUAGCACUUCCAGGACUUUUCAAGGGACUUUAUGAAGCAUUUUCUUUUUGUUGACUUUUUAUAUUGCUUUACAGGAACCUUUUAAGUUUAGAGUGUUCUCAAGUAUGAUUGAAACACUUCUGAAAAGUUUAACCAUACUUUUAAAGGGCUUUGCGCAUUCUUAUCAACACCACAAAGAAACUUUCAACAACUUAUAAAAGACCUUUUACUGUACUGACUCAGCGACUCUAUCAGAGUCUAAGGAACUUAUGGCACAUGAUCGAAAAAAAAAAACCACACAAAACCUAUGAAAGACAAAUUUGUAU